AUGGCUGCUACUUGCAAAUUGCCCCUUAUCUUUGUUGGUCUCCAAUGUCCCCUAGUUCGCCUCUCUCCCUUUUCAUCCACCCGCCAACCCGUUCGUGCCGUUUUAGCUGCUUUCCAAUUACCUGACGAGGACAUUACUUUGAAUAUCCCUACCCGUACAUCCCCAAUUUACUUUCACACCCCCCCACGGCCUCCCACCCUUCUACGUCCCGGAUCUACACUUUUGCUUCCCUGCCUUGGACAAUCCUCGACACCAUCUCCGUGA
This is a messenger RNA of Colletotrichum costaricense, 264 nucleotides long. RefSeq lists its product as uncharacterized. Bases 1 to 264 code for a protein of 87 amino acids. Lineage: Eukaryota; Fungi; Ascomycota; Sordariomycetes; Glomerellales; Glomerellaceae. The record is from RefSeq and is a predicted model, not a curated record. The transcript has a single exon.